ACCGCCAAGCGUCCUUUUGUCAGCGCACAGGGCCGAGAGAGCUCUCAUUUCCUCCUAGCCUCGUGCUGGAAAUGGAUUUAAUUCUGACAUCAGGGCUGUAAAGGACGAGCGGGAACGAAAGCCUUUUGUCAAGGAGUAGCAGUCUCUGUUGUCUGAAAUUACCACUGACGCGGAGAAGCUGCGUUGCUGGUGGAAUUCCAGGCAGCUCUGGCAAGUGCGAGGCUGCAGGAUGGGUAGAAAACAUUGCUCUGCCGAUUAGCUGGGUGCAUUUAUCAAGCAGAUCCCAAAAAGAAAAACCAACCAACAGAACAAACCCCCAACAACCCGCAGCGGAAGACCAGAGAUGGAUAAGAUGCCUUGCAGGAGGGUUCCGGGGGUGGAUCGGAAACCCACCAGGACAAUGAGUGAAGAGCCUGUCCCCGAGGCCGCCUCCCCGCCGUCCGCGCAGGGCCAGCAGUAUUUCGAUCGUUUCUCCGAGGACGACCCCGAGUACCUGCGCCUCCGCAGCCGUGCAGCGGACCUGCGGCAGGACUUCAACCUGAUGGAGAAGAAAAAGCGUGUCACCAUGAUCCUGCAGAGCCCGUCUUUCAGGGAGGAGCUGGAAGGCCUCAUCCAGGAGCAGAUGAAGAAGGGGAACAACUCCUCCAACAUCUGGGCCCUGCGGCAGAUCGCGGACUUCAUGGCCAGCACCUCCCAUGCAGUCUUCCCAACAUCUUCCAUGAACUUCUCCAUGAUGACGCCCAUCAAUGACCUCCACACAGCCGAUUCCCUGAACCUGGCCAAGGGGGAGCGGCUCAUGCGGUGCAAGAUCAGUAGUGUCUACCGCCUCCUGGACCUGUACGGCUGGGCGCAGCUGAGUGACACCUACGUCACGUUGAGGGUCAGCAAGGAGCAGGACCACUUCCUGAUCAGCCCUAAGGGAGUUUCUUGCAGCGAAGUCACAGCAUCCAGCCUGAUCAAGGUGAACAUCCUGGGAGAGGUGGUGGAGAAGGGCAGCAGCUGCUUCCCAGUGGACACCACGGGCUUCUGCCUGCACUCGGCCAUCUACGCCGCCAGACCUGACGUGCGCUGUGUCAUCCACCUGCAUACUCCGGCCACGGCGGCGGUGUCAGCCAUGAAGUGGGGCCUCCUGCCUGUGUCCCACAACGCCCUGGUGGUAGGGGACAUGGCCUAUUAUGACUUCAACGGCGAGAUGGAACAGGAAGCCGAUCGGAUCAACCUGCAGAAGUGCCUUGGACCCACCUGCAAGAUCCUGGUGCUAAGAAACCAUGGAGUGCUUGCUCUGGGUGACACAGUAGAGGAGGCGUUUUAUAAGAUCUUCCACCUGCAGGCUGCAUGUGAGAUACAGGUGUCUGCUCUGUCCAGCGCGGGGGGCGUGGAGAACCUCAUCCUCCUGGAGCAGGAGAAGCACCGGCCUCACGAGGUGGGCUCCGUGCAGUGGGCGGGGAGCACCUUCGGGCCCAUGCAGAAGAGCCGGCUGGGGGAGCACGAGUUCGAGGCCCUCAUGAGGAUGCUGGACAAUCUGGGUUACAGAACAGGCUACACCUACCGCUACCCCUUUGUUCAAGAGAAAACCAAACACAAAAGUGAGGUGGAGAUUCCAGCCACGGUCACAGCCUUCGUGUUUGAGGAGGAUGGCACCCCAGUGCCCGCCCUGAGGCAACACGCCCAGAAGCAGCAGAAGGAGAAGACCCGCUGGCUCAACACGCCCAACACCUACCUGCGGGUCAACGUGGCCGACGAGGUCCAGAGGAGCAUGGGUAGCCCCCGGCCAAAGACCACGUGGAUGAAGGCCGACGAGGUGGAGAAAUCCAGCAGUGGCAUGCCCAUACGGAUCGAAAACCCAAACCAAUUUGUGCCUCUGUAUACUGACCCCCAAGAAGUGCUGGACAUGCGCAACAAGAUUCGAGAACAAAACCGACAGGAUGUGAAGUCGGCGGGGCCUCAGUCCCAGCUGCUGGCGAGUGUGAUCGCUGAGAAGAGCCGAAGCCCGUCCACAGAGAGCCAGCUGAUGUCCCGGGGCGAGGCGGAUACCAAAGACGAGGCCGAGGAGAUAGCACCCAACCCCUUUAGCCAACUCACGGAUCAGGAGCUGGAAGAGUACAAGAAAGAGGUGGAGAGGAAGAAGCUAGAACUCGAUGGAGAGAAAGAACCUGCCCCUGAGGAGCCUGGCUCACCUGUAAAGUCUGCACCUGCUUCUCCAGCUCAGAGCCCAGCCGCGUCAGAGACGAAGAGCCCCGUGGGCUCUCCCUCCAAGUCUGUGGACGAAGAUGCUAAGAAGACGGAAACAAGCAAAGCCACCACAGAGCCGGAAACGACGCAGCCAGAAGGAGUGGUGGUCAACGGCAGGGAGGACGAGCAGACGGCAGAGGACAUCCUCAGCAAGGGCCUCAGCCAGAUGACCACCAGCGCCGACACGGAUGUCGAUACCUCGAAGGACAAAACAGAGUCAGUCACCAGCGGUCCCAUGUCCCCAGAGGGCUCACCUUCCAAGUCUCCCUCAAAGAAGAAGAAGAAAUUCCGCACCCCGUCCUUCCUGAAGAAAAGCAAAAAGAAGGAGAAAGUGGAGUCCUGA
Messenger RNA from Lipotes vexillifer (Yangtze River dolphin), 2575 nucleotides. RefSeq names its product adducin 2 (gene ADD2). Gene Ontology annotation, molecular function: actin filament binding. The record is from RefSeq and is a predicted model, not a curated record. The transcript is spliced from 15 exons. NCBI's taxonomy places the organism in Eukaryota, Metazoa, Chordata, Mammalia, Artiodactyla, Lipotidae. Gene Ontology annotation, cellular component: cytoskeleton; plasma membrane; postsynaptic density. Gene Ontology annotation, biological process: barbed-end actin filament capping. Bases 344 to 2575 code for a protein of 743 amino acids.